Molecule: messenger RNA, 1623 nt
Organism: Lichtheimia ornata
Lineage: Eukaryota; Fungi; Mucoromycota; Mucoromycetes; Mucorales; Lichtheimiaceae
Exons: 3
Coding region: 1-1623 (540 amino acids)
Biological process (GO): fungal-type cell wall (1->3)-beta-D-glucan biosynthetic process
Cellular component (GO): fungal-type cell wall; cytoplasm
Molecular function (GO): 1,3-beta-glucanosyltransferase activity
Source: RefSeq, a predicted model, not a curated record
AUGCAGUUCAAUGUGCUCGUAUUGCUGCUGUUCUACAUAGCAGGUUUUGUUCAAGCACUCAAUCCACUUAGCAUCAAGGGCAACAAGUUUUUCGAUUCCAAAACCAAGAAACAGUUCUUUAUCAAAGGAGUCGCAUAUCAACCAAGAAAUGGAGAAAGCCAUCUUCGCAAUAACACAGAUGUGAUUAUCGAUCCUCUCACAGAUACAGCUGCGUGCAAGCGUGAUGCUGCAUUAAUGAAAAAGCUGGGUCUCAACUUGAUCCGAGUGUAUGAGGUGGAUCCCAGUAAGAACCAUGAUGGUUGCAUGCAAGCUUUUGAGAGUGCUGGUAUCUAUCUUUUGCUUGAUAUUGCCACGCCCAAAUUCUCCAUCAACCGGGAAACGCCUGAAUAUGACACAAGACUGUAUGCUGCAUACACCAAGACCGUAGACGCCUUCCUCAAGUAUAAUAACAUUAUGGGCUUCAUUGCUGGGAACGAGGUGACCAAUGACAAGUCCAAUACGCCUGCUUCAGCAUUCGUCAAGGCAGCUGUGCGUGAUAUCAAGAAGCACAUUCGUAGCAAUGGCAACAAGGAGAUCCCUGUUGGGUAUGCUGGCAACGACGAUGGGGACAUUCGAGAUGCCAUCAAGGACUACUUUGCAUGUGGUGCUGAAGAGGAACAAGCCGAUUUCUUUGGUGUCAACAUGUACGAAUGGUGUGGUCGAUCGUCGUUCCAAAAGUCGGGCUAUGCUGAAAGAACCAAGGAGUUCACAGGCUACACCAAGCCCGUAUUCAUGUCCGAAUAUGGAUGCAAUCUUGUAACACCACGUCCUUUCACUGAAGUUGAAGCUAUCUAUGGUCCUGAAAUGACAGGCGUAUGGUCUGGUGGUGUCGUAUACGAAUGGUCACAAGAACAAAACAACUACGGCCUGGUACAAAUCACUCCGGAUGGCAAAGCAAAGCCCUUGACAGAUUAUCACAAUUUGCAAAAGGCCCUUGCCCAAGUGGGUAGUGAUGAUGAACUUGCGGAGAAUGCAGCUACCAUGGAUGAUAUCAAGACUAGCAGCAACGUAUCAUGUCCAAGUGCAUCUGAUCAAUGGAAGGCAUCCACCAAAUUACCACCCACUCCUUCGGAUGAAGCUUGUAAUUGCAUGCGUGACAAUUUAUCAUGUAUGGCAUCGGAUAAGGUUAUUGGCACCAAUGGCAAGAUCACCAGUGCAGUGGGUGAGCAGAUCGAUAUGCUUUGUGGCAUGGUCUCGUGCGAUGACAUUAGCAACGAUGGCGAAAAGGGGCGAUAUGGUGCUUAUGCAUUUUGCAGCCCGACAGAGAAAUUGAGCUAUCUCUAUCAUCUUUACAUGGAGAACAACAAGGAUGGCAAAUGCGACUUUGAUGGAAAUGCAAAGGUCGCCAAACCCAAACGUAGCGAUAUGAACAAUUGUAGCAAAUUGGCUCCAUCAUCAAAUGGUGGUAGUGGGGGCGGUUCAUCAUCGAACCAUGGCAAGGAUAACGGAGACCCAGGGUCGUCAUCAUCAACUACCAGUGAUGCUGGGAGCAGUUGUCUCCUGCAGUAUUCACCUGCUGCUGCUGUAGGUGCCCUUUCGACGGCAUUGGCAUGCUUCCUGGCAAUCAUGAUAAUCACCACCUAG